This is a messenger RNA of Pseudovirgaria hyperparasitica, 1525 nucleotides long. Its product is annotated as methionine synthase-like protein. The transcript has a single exon. Gene Ontology annotation, molecular function: 5-methyltetrahydropteroyltriglutamate-homocysteine S-methyltransferase activity; zinc ion binding. Bases 200 to 1339 code for a protein of 379 amino acids. Lineage: Eukaryota; Fungi; Ascomycota; Dothideomycetes; Acrospermales; Acrospermaceae. The record is from RefSeq and is a predicted model, not a curated record.
GAUACAACACCUCUUCCGUGUCUACAUUCCUCAUUUGUUGACAUCUCCACCACGGCAGUUGCUUUCCCUCUCUUUCCAAUAAUUCAUACACACUCGCUUCUCACUUCUUAUUGCUAUUCACUCCUAAAGUCCAAUUAUCUUCCCAUCUGUUGUCCCGUUACGUCCUCCUCUUUCAAUUGUAUUCCACACCUGCCUAGGUAUGACGCUGCCUACGGGUAUCUACCGAGCGGACCACGUAGGCUCUUUCCUGCGUCCACAGCCAGUCCUUGCUGCCCGUGAGAAGGUUACUGAUGGAACACUUGGGUCCAACGAGCUUCGCGCCAUCGAGGACGAGCAUGUCACGACCCUCGUAACCAAGGAAACCGAUGCUGGACUACGGUCAAUCACAGACGGUGAAUUUCGCCGAGCAUAUUUUCAUCUCGACUUCCUCAAGCACCUUGACGGUGUUCAAGUUGAGGGCUAUAUCGCGUCCAGCAACACCAUACGUGACGGCUGGACACCGCCGCGUCUCGUCGUCAACGGCAAGCUUGGCCACUCCAAGCCCAUCCAAAUUGAUGACUUCAAAUUCCUUGAGUUGGCCAUCAAGAAGGCGGGCGCGACUAACGUGACCACCAAAGUCUGCAUCCCCUCGCCGACAAUGGUCCAUUUCCGCGGCGGCCGUGACAGCAUCUCACGGGAUGCUUAUCCGGAUCUCGAGCCUUUCUUCGAAGAUCUUGCUCGUGUGUACCAAGAAGAAAUUGAUGACCUCUACAAAGCCGGCUGUCGCGUCGUACAACUCGAUGACACGAAUCUGGCCUAUCUAUGCGACCCGUCCAUGCGUGAGGCCGCUGAGAAGCGUAACGAGGACCUCACCACGCUGCCGAAAAAAUACGCACAACUUAUCAACAGAGCCAUCUCCAAGCGUCCAGCAGACAUGACUAUUGGGAUCCACCUAUGCAGAGGUAACUACCGGUCACAGUGGUUUGCGUCAGGCGGCUACGAGCCUGUAGCCGAAGUACUAUUCAAAGACCUGAAUGUCGAUGCCUACUUCCUCGAAUACGACGAUGCGCGCUCGGGCGAUUUUGCUCCGCUGCGUCAUCUACCAGAGCACAAGGUUGUGGUGCUUGGCCUGAUGAGCAGUAAGAAGAACACUCUUGAGGAUGCCGAUGCGAUCAAGAGGCGGCUGCACGAGGCAGCUACGUACUGCCCGAGAGGGCUGGCGCAGCUGUGUAUUAGCCAUCAAUGUGGGUUCUCUAGUACGAGUGAAGGCAACGAUUUGACCGAAGAAGAGCAGUGGGCAAAGGUGAGGCAGGAGCUGGACAUUGCGAAAAGUGUCUGGGGCGAGGAUCUGUCCCUGUGAAUCUGAGGCUACUGAUUGAUUAAUCGAGCCUAGAAAUCGUUGCUCAUGGAUGAAGCCGCUAGAGGGGCUCCAAUUGAAUCUUUUCCAGCUGUUGUGCAUUUGCCAGAACGUUAGCCAUUAGCAUAUCGGCCCGUCAAAGCUUACCUAGGCCACUCGUCUCCAGGAUACCCUGACAGGACUUCAGCG